Cyprinus carpio (common carp) is the source of this 2158-nucleotide messenger RNA. RefSeq names its product pre-mRNA processing factor 38B. The record is from RefSeq and is a predicted model, not a curated record. Gene Ontology annotation, cellular component: precatalytic spliceosome. NCBI's taxonomy places the organism in Eukaryota, Metazoa, Chordata, Actinopteri, Cypriniformes, Cyprinidae.
CGUUCCGCGCGCCAUCUUGUCGCCACAACCAGCGUAGCUGAACGCUUAGCGUGCGUCUUCUAACAUCACGGAGAAUUGGUCAAAACGAUCCAAAAUCCAAUUCGAAUGAAUUAAGAGACGUCGGUCCGCCAAUCGCGUACCUCGUCGAAGGCGUUGCCGUAAUAUUUGUUAAGGUCAACGGUUUUUUUUCUUUCGUUUUGUAAUUUAAUGGCGUUGUGAAGGAACUGCCAUGGCGGUUAGUCAGCAGCAACAACAGCAGCAGGCCGUGAGCAAACCGGCCGGCGGGAAACACGGCAACGUUUUGCCGUUAUGGGGCAACGAGAAGACUAUGAACCUCAACCCGAUGAUCCUAACAAACGUCCUGUCUUCGCCCUACUUCAAGGUCCAGCUGUACGAGCUUAAAACGUACCACGAGGUGGUGGACGAGAUAUACUUCAAGGUCAACCAUAUGGAGCCAUGGGAAAAAGGCAGCAGGAAGACUGCGGGGCAGACAGGAAUGUGCGGAGGGGUUCGAGGAGUCGGGACAGGUGGGAUUGUGUCCACUGCGUAUUGCUUGCUGUAUAAGCUAUUUACACUGAAACUGACCCGCAAACAAGUGAUGGGUCUCAUCACUCACACAGAUUCACCCUAUAUCAGGUCACUGGGCUUCAUGUACAUCAGGUAUACACAGCCUCCUCCUGACUUGGUUGACUGGUAUGAUGAGUUCCUUGACGACGAGGAGGAAGUUGACGUGAAGGCUGGAGGAGGGUGCGUAAUGACGAUUGGAGAGAUGCUCCGCUCCUUCCUGACCAAGCUGGAAUGGUUCUCAACGUUAUUUCCACGAAUACCUGUUCCUGUGCAGAAAGCCAUCGACCAGCACAUGAAGAACCGACCACGUAAACCCCCGCAAAAAGAGGAGCAGGAUGAAGAGGAGGCAGCCGAUUCAGGAAGGCAUGGAGAUAGGCGCCGUUCCAGGACACCUAGGAAAAGUCAGAGUCCCAGGAAAUCCCAAAAUCGUUCCCGGAGUCGCAGCCAUCACAGAGAAAAGCAUGGCGCCAGCUUUGAUUGUGAGCUGGAGAGAGAACGAGACCGGCAGCGAAAAGAACGGGAAGGAAAGGACAGGGAUAGAGACAGGGAGAGGGACAGGGACAGGGAGAGAGACAGAGAUAGACGACGCUCCAGAACACCAGACCGAACCACAGAACGUCGACGCAGUCGCAGCAGGGAACCACGCCGGAGUCACAGCACCAGUAGAGAGAAGCGGAACGAGAGGAAAGAAAGAGAUAAAGAGAGGGAGGCAGAGAGUGAGAAAGAGCGUAGCCGCAGGAAAGACAGAGAGCACCAUAAAGAUCGAGAGAGGUCAAAAGACAAGAGGAGUAAAGGAGAGGGGGAAGAGAGGAGGCACAAGGAAGAUAAGGAGGAUAGAAAGCACAGGGAAGAAAAAAGGAGCAAACGCUCAAGGAGCAAAAGCAGAGACAGGAAAAACAAAACUGAACGAUCUAGCAAGAAACGCUCUCGCUCGAGCAGCAGGAGCAGGCAGGAAGCAGGGGAGGAGAGGAACAGGAAACAGGAACACAGCCAUAGUAAGGAACGCUCACACAAGCGCAGUCGCAGCAAAGAGCGCUCACACCGUCGAGAAUCCAGCAAUGGACGAGAACAUGUAAAACAAGAGCAUCCAAGUCCAGAACCAGGAGAAAGAACAAACAGUGUUCUAGCGGAUUCUCCCUGAUCCAAGUCUGUCUCUAUCUCCCUCUCCUCCCCUCUUUCAAAUUCCCUCUUUACCAGUUCCUCUCUUAUAACUUCAUAUCUUUAUCUGUAAUCCUCUUGUGCACCACUUGUGUUAAAGUAUUUGGAAAAACCUGGAUUUUUUUCUGCACUGUUAAUUGCCACUUGUGUAGACAUCAAUAAAAUUAUUUUUCUCUCAGUUGUCCAUUACAGAUGUCUAAACUGAAAAUGACAUUUUAAAAUCCUUUUUUUAAAAAUCCCCUUUCUCCCCCAAUUUGUUUUCUGGAUUUUCACAAAUGGCUUUGUACAUAGAGCUCAGAGAAUGUUUUAAAUUUCAACAGAGCUACCACAGAGUUGGGUUUGUGGCACAGGACGCUGAAAUCUGUGCUGACAUUGUGCUGUUUCAUUGCUCUGUUGCAUCUCAUUUUCUAAUAAAAUUCUUGUAUGGCAAAAA